Nerophis lumbriciformis (worm pipefish) is the source of this 4444-nucleotide messenger RNA. Its product is annotated as sodium- and chloride-dependent betaine transporter-like. NCBI's taxonomy places the organism in Eukaryota, Metazoa, Chordata, Actinopteri, Syngnathiformes, Syngnathidae. The record is from RefSeq and is a predicted model, not a curated record. Gene Ontology annotation, biological process: amino acid transport; sodium ion transmembrane transport; nitrogen compound transport. Gene Ontology annotation, molecular function: gamma-aminobutyric acid:sodium:chloride symporter activity. Gene Ontology annotation, cellular component: plasma membrane; cell projection.
GUUAGGAGAAGUGCAUGAAUGUUUAUGAUGUGUGCAUGCAACAGACCAUGGCUGAAGGAACAACCGGAGGGAGCCCCGGUAGACAGAGUGAUCCAGACAAAGUGGAUGCUGAUGGAGGGGGCCCACCCAGGGGGAAAUGGGCCAACAAAUCGGAGUUUUUGCUCUCCAUGGCCGGAGAAAUCAUCGGCCUGGGAAAUGUUUGGCGGUUCCCGUAUUUGUGCUACAAGAACGGAGGAGGUGUCUUCUUCAUCCCUUACUUCAUCUUCCUCUUCUUCGGCGGCAUCCCCAUCUUCUUCCUGGAGACGGCGCUGGGCCAGUACACCAGCGAGGGCGGCGUCACCGCCUGGAGGAAGAUAUGCCCCAUGUUUGAGGGUGUGGGGAUCGCCUCCCUGGUCAUCGUCAUCUACCUGAACAUCUACUACAUUGUGGUUCUGGCCUGGGCCCUCUUCUAUCUGUUCAACUCCUUCCAAAGUCCGCUGCCCUGGUCCACGUGUGAGAACUGGUGGAACACCGACAACUGUCAUGGCCGCGCCGGGGUUUAUAGCGACCCGCAUCUGUUCCAACUCGAGUCCAACUGGUCCUUCCUGAACAACAUGAGCUCGUACGACUACUUAGAGAACACCACCGACAUGAUGCUAAAUGGAACCUUCCUUAUGGUCAAGUCCCCCGAGGAGGAGUUUUGGACGAAUCGUGUGUUGAGGAUGUCAGAUUCCAUGUCCCUCGGCAAGGUGCAUUGGGACCUGGCGCUGUGCCUGCUUCUGGCGUGGAUCAUGUGCUACUUCUGCGUCUGGAAGGGGAUUAAGUCCACAGGCAAGGUAGUCUACUUCACUGCCACCUUCCCUUACCUGAUGCUCCUGCUCCUCUUCUUCCGCGGGGUGACCCUACCUGGCGCUGGGGAGGGCCUGAGAUAUUACCUGUUACCCGACGCCACGAAGCUGGCUGACCCUGAUGUGUGGCUGGACGCAGGUACUCAAGUCUUCUUCUCCUACGCCGUCUGCCAAGGAGUCCUGACCUCUCUGGGAAGCUACAACAAAUACAACAACAACUGCUACAGGGAUUGCGUGGCCUUGUGCGUUCUCAACAGCGCCACCAGCAUUUUUGCUGGCUUUGUGGUGUUCUCCGUGCUGGGCUUCAUGGCGCACAGCCUGAACUUGCCGGUGGAGGAUGUCGCUCACAGCGGUCCAGGUUUGGCCUUUAUCGCCUACCCUAAAGCUCUUUCGAUGCUGCCCGGCUCCACCUUUUGGACCGUGCUCUUCUUCCUCAUGAUCCUCCUCCUGGGUCUGGACACUCAGUUUGUGUGUGUGGAGAGCCUGGCCACGUCCAUCACUGACCUGUUCCCUCAGCAGCUGAGGAGGCCCGGCGCUCGGGAGCUUCUGGUUCUGGUUAUUUCGGUUGUUUGCUUCCUGCUGGGCCUGCCGCUCAUCACGGAGGGAGGAAUCGUGCUCUUCCAGCUGAUUGACAGCUACGGGCCGAGCGGAACCAGCCUGCUCCUCAUCGCCUGCUUUGAGACGGUCGUCAUGUCCUGGGUGUACGGCGCCGACCGUUUCUGUGACAACAUCGAGGACAUGAUUGGGUACCGGCCGUUCCCCCUCCUCAAGUACUGCUGGUUGUUCAUCACGCCGCUGCUCUGCGUGCUCACGAUGCUGUACGACCUGACCAACACGCACUCCCUCAUGGUGUACGACUACAGGCCGGGCACGUGGGCCUCCGCCUUGGCCUCUCUGCUGGUUCUCACGCCGCUCAUCUGCAUCCCGGCGUUCAUCCUCAUCACGCUGUGCAGGAACCCCCAGAACAUGACGACGCCGUCCAGCGAUCUGCGCCAGGCUCGGCCGCAUCAGCCCGUCCUCACCUUGUGUGACCGCGUAAUCUUCGCCGCCUCAAAGCCACCAGGCCGGAGAGACGAUAAAAUAAUGAUGGAAGAGCCCAGUGGCGUUUGACGGACAAGGACAAUGACAUCGCCAUCAUCAUGUUGUUUCUAAAUGUUUACACUUUAUUCACUUACUUUUCACUUUUUGAAAGCCACAGUUAACCUCCAAAAGCCUGUGUGGGACUAUUUUCUUUACAAAAUAUGUGAGUCCGUCAAAGAAAUAGACCAAAAACACACGUUUCUCUGGAUGAUAUAUCUUAAUUUGUGUCAACACAAAAAAGCAAUUUCGGCAGAAAUUGCGUGUGAAUGCUGAGAGCAUAUUUGCCAACCCUCUUGAUUUUCCCGGGAGACUCCUGAAUUUCUCUGCUCCUCCCGAAAAUCUCCCGGGGCAACCAUUCUCCCGAAUUUCUCCCGAUUUCCACCCGGACAACAAUAUUGGGGGUUUGCCUUAAAGGCACUGCCUUUAGCGUCCUCUACAACCUGUCGUCACGUCCGCUUUUCCUCCAUGCAAACAGCGUGCCGGCCCAGUCACAUAAUAUAUGCGGCUUUUACACACACAUAAGUGAAUGCCAUGCAUACUUGAUCAACAGCCAUACAGGUCACACGGAGGGUGGCUGUAUAAAAACUUUAACACUAUUACAAAUAUGCGCCACACUGUGAACCCACACCAAACAAGAAUGACAAACACAUUUCGGGAGAACAUCCGCACCGUAACACAACAUAAACACAACAGAACAAAUACCCAGAACCCCUUGCAGCACUAAUUCUUCCGGACGCUACAAUAUACACCCCCGCUACCACCAAAAUCCGCCCCCCCCAACCCCGCCCACCUCAACCGCGCCCCCGCCCACCUCAACACCCCUAAGAAAAGCCAACAGGCUAACAGUUACUAUGUGUGUAAUGGCAAAAUUUGUGACUCUAUGGAGUGUACGCCUGCUAAAUGACAUAAAAAUCGAGCAUGCCAACGUUAGCAUGUUAGCUUUAUUUUUUUUUAGAUAAAACAAAUUAAUUCUAAGCCUGGGCCCCUGGAGAGGGUCCAGACUGAGGCCAAGGAAAAAACCUCAUAGCCAUAGCACACAUAAACAUGUGUGUAAGAGGGAAACAUCAAAGAACAUGAUGAGACAGCAUACAAUGCAGAGGUCCAACCGCUGGCUUCAUGGUGUGCUAACAAUAACUUGGUUCUUAACACUAACAAAACCAAAUAACUAAUUGUAGACUUCCGCAGGAAAGGGCAGAACAAACACCCUCCACUUUUAAUUAAUAACAAUCUCGUAGAAAGGGUCAAGCAUUUCAAAUUCUUAAGGGUGAACAUAACAGAAGAUGUAUGCUGGGACAUUAACACUGCUUCUACAGUCGGAAAGGCCCAACAACGUCUUUUUUUUUUUGAGGAAACUAAAAUGCGCAAACAUUCCGCAAAAAUCAAUGGUCAACUUUUUACAACUGUGCCAUCAGCAGUGUCCUCACUUACGGAUUUUUAGUGUGGUUUGCUAGCUGCACUAAAGCAAACCAACAGGCCCUCCAGCGAGUGGUUAAAGCGGCGGGGAAAAUAACAAGGACAAUACUCCCAGAGAUGAGUGCCAUGUACACAACUCGCUGCCUAAAGCGAGUACACAACAUCCUGAAGGACAGAUACCACCCAGCACAUGGCCUCUUCAACCUGCUACCCUCUGGAAGGAAGUAUAGAUCGAUUCGCGCCAGGACCACCAGAAUGUCUCACAGUCUGCAUCCCCAGGCUGUGAGACUGCUAAAUGAACAGCCUGCCCCUUUGCUGCCCCGGACCAUCUUAUUACCUCACUCUUCACCACCUCAAUAAUUGUGCUCUGGACAUUGCAUUGCUGCAACAUCAACGUAACACCCAUCAGACAUCUGACUGUUCCCACCCCCACGUCCCUCUUAUCGCGAUCUUCCUGACAAUGCUAAAAUGUAAACUAUUGUCAACCUGCACAUCAAUGCAGUUUCUAUGCCGCUGGACAAAGCUCAAACAAAAUCUCGUUGUUCAUGUAUGACUUAAGUGUUAUUAUGACAAUGACAAUAAAGGAAUUGAACACACAGGACAUUAAAAGAGCAGAGCUGAUGUAACUAGUUGCCACUCCAGCAGUGCCACUUCUACACACAGCCACAAAAGUAAAACAACAAAAUAUAAUCAACCAAUAAUAUACAUUGCGCACACACCAUUGCACCAUGCAUAGACGAGCAACCAAACAAAAACAUAAUUUCAACAGAGACACACACUGUGGUGGCCUCUGCGGUGUUCCACGCCAUCGUCUGCUGGAGUGGGGGGAGCAUGGCCAGAGACAGGAGCAGACCCAACAAAGCAACCAAGAGAGCCCCGACUCCACUCUCAUCCGCCCACCAACUCUCGGCCAGUGAAUGCUGAAAAAAGCCAAACUAAAACACAUUUUUAGCACGCAAGCCAGAUAGCGUCGACAAAAUAUACGACUCUUACAGGCAAAUAGGCAAAAAGAAAAGCCAGCAUGCUAACAGUUACUAUGCGUGUAAUGGCAUUUUUUGUUUGUUUGACGAUUUAUCCUGCUCGUGUGGAAACAUUUCAGCAUUCGCACGCCAUUCCUAUUUCAA